AUGCAACAGCUUCCGGGUUGUCGGGUACAAGCUCCAGAGGAGCGCGGGGUUAGUGGCGAAUGCGGUGGAGUGGAGGAGGGUGAGCGGGGAUCGAUGGGAGGAGAUAAAUCAUUUUCUUUUGCAACUUUAGAAGUGAUGCCGAGUGAGGGUGAAGUGGUAGGCGAGAGUGGUGGUGAAGAGGAGGGAGAGGACAAGUACGCGAGUGAGUGGUGUAGCAGUGGUCAAGUUGGGCACCCGCGUGGGAACCCCUUGAGCCCCUUCCCCACCCUCCCCCCUAUUCUCUCCCCCACGGGGACAUCUGUCCCCACUGGUCUGGUUGCUGCUGGCCUGGACAUCUCUCCCCCGCUGGUGUGGUUUCUGCUGGCCUAUGCCGUGUCAGGCACGUUUGUGGUGGUCAGGGUGUGUUUGGCUUGUGCAUGUUCACACCUCACCUCUGCCCCUCCCCCACAUACAUCCAACCAACCCCCCCAUCCAUCACCCCAUAGGGACAUCUCUCCUCCGUUAGUGUGGCUUCUGCUAGCCUAUGCCGUGUCAGGCACGGACAUCUCUCCCCCGCUGGUGUGGUUUCUGCUGGCCUAUGCCGUGCCAGGCACGUUUGUGGUGGUCAGGGUGUUUGGGAAGCAACUCACCUGGCUGCAGUUCCUGGGCUUUCAGCAAGGGGCAUAUCUGCAUCACUCCCUCGUGCGAAUAAAGGACAUCGGCUUUCAACGGGAGGCAGACCUGCGUUACUCCCUGGGUUUCCAACGGGAGGCAGACCUGCGUUACUCUCUGGUGCGAGUGAAAGACAACGUGGAGUCAAUCGCGUUCUAUCGGGGGGAGGUGAAGGAGGAGGCGUCAGCCAAGAGUCGCUCUCAACGUGUGCAAUCGCCUCGUGCUGCAGUUCCGCCUCUCCUUCUUCAUCAACUCCUUCUAUUUCCCUUCCCUUUGUCUCUUUUCCCACCUUUCCAGUCAUUCCUGCACCGAGUGGCUCUCAACGUGCGCAACCGGCUAGUGCUGCAGUUCCACCUCUCUUUCUUCACCAACCUCUGCGACUUCGCCACCAUCUUUGUCCCCGCCGUCAUCGUGGCACCGCGAUACUUCUCUGGGGAGGAAAGUGCCGCCCCUUUCCUCCCCUGGGUCACCGUACCCAUUUGCCCCACCCAUCUCUCCUUCUUCACCAACCUCUACGACUUUGCCACCAUCUUUGUCCCCGCGGUCAUCAUGGCACCGCGAUACUUCUCUGGGGCGGUAAGUCUGCUGCCCCUCCCCCCCACCCACCUCUCCUUCUUCACCUACCUCUAUGAAUUUGCCACACUCUUUGGCCCCCCCAUCACCAUCACCUCACGCUAUUUCUCCAGAGCUGUGAGAGCUGCUCCUUCCCUCCCCUGGUCCGCUGUUCCCCUGUGGCCCCACCCACCUCUCCUUCUUCACCCACCUCAUAUCAACUUUGCCACCAUCUUCGUCCCGGCGGUCAUCGUCGCCCCGCGCUACUUCUCCGGAGCUGUGGAGUUUUGCGUGAUAGCGCAGGCAGGCUAUGCCUUCAGCACCAUCUACCGCGCACUCACAGUCAUUGUGCUCAACUUCAAUCCUUCAGGUGGGGGCUGGGCUAACCCUCUUUCCACCCCUUUCAACCCCUUUCCACCCCUCGCCCCCCCUCUCCACCCCUCUCCACCCCUCUCCGCCCCUUCUCCCUCCCAUUCCCCUCCCCCCAUCCAGGUAGAGUUUGGCGUGAUAGCGCAGGCGGGCUAUGCCUUCAGCACCAUCUAUCGCGCUCUCACAGUCAUUGUCCUGAACUUCAACUCCUUCAGGUGCUUUAUCGGAGUCACUUUUGGGAAAGUGACUCUUCAGGUGCCUCUCCCUCUCUCCCCGACCUCCUUUCUCUCCCCGACCUCCUUUCUCUCCUGCCCUUCUCCCUCUCUCCCUCUUUCGCUGGAUCACUGCGGGCCCCUGCUGACCGCUGGUGCCACCAGGUUGAGUGUUUCUUCAGCCAUCGAUCCCUCCUCAUAUUCCUCCACCUCCGCUCACUCUCUCGCUCUUGGUCAUUCCCUCUCUCUCCAGCCCUCCCACACUGCCCCCCCUUCCUCCUCCUCUCUUGCUCCUACUCUCACGGGACAGAGGCUUGCCACUCGUUACGCCUCUGAAUCCUCACCCACUCUCAUAUCAGCAGCGGAGGCAUCGGCGGGCUCUUUAGUUUCAGGUGUUUUGCCAGGUGGUUCUCAUCGGGAGGGUGCACCGUUGCUGGAGUUGACUGCUAUGGGGGGAGGCUCAGGUGGUGGCGCUGCUGCUGAUGCUGCUGCUGAAAGAGAAGCUGAUGUGAUUGAAUGCACCACUGCAACAGGUCGCAUUCAGCGCAUAGAAGGCCCGUGCCUCACACUCUCCUCUGUCAUCAUCCGCACCCCCAACCUCUGCCACACCCUCUACCCCUCCUCGCUCUCCUUCUCCCUCCCCCCCGGCGCAUCCCUCCUCGUCAUGGGACCCCCCGGCUGCGGAAAAUCUUCCCUCCUGCGAGCCAUUGCCGGCCUGUGGAAAUUCGGAGAGGGAACCAUCGAGUCCCCGCCGCCCGGAAAAACUUUUUUCCUGCCCCAGAAGCCGUAUAUGCCACUCGGGACGCUCCAGGACCAGCUGGUUUUCCCCGGAAAUGCUCUCAAGGGAGGUGGAGGGGGAGAGGGCGGGGGAGGGGGAGGAGGCGGAGGGUUGGAGGGAGAUGGGAGCAGCGGUGAGGAGGGAGGGGGGAGUGUGAGGGGAGAUUUUUCUGAUAAAGAGCUGUUGCACGUGCUUCAGGAGGUUUCACUUCCUGAUUUGGCUGAACAGGUGGGCGGGCUGGCUGUGGAAUGUGACUAUUCUGACAUGCUUUCUAUGGGGGAGCAGGAGCGGGUGGCGUUCGCUCGUCUUCUUCUGCAGCGGCCGUACAUGGCGUUUUUGGACGAGGCGGCGAGUGCUCUGGACGGGGCGAAUGAAGCGCGGCUGUAUGGGAUGAUGCGCGAGAGGGUGAAGUCCGCAUCUUACGGCGCAUCCGACGGCGCGUCUGGCGGAACAAGCUGGAGCGGCAGCUGGUGGUUCGGGAAGCGGGUAGAAAGCGGCGAAUGCGGCGUGAGAUGCGGAACCGAGCUGAAAAAGAUCAGGAGGAGGAAACGGAAGGGUCGCCGGGCAGAUGGAGGAGAAGAACAGGUCCACGUGGCAGGAGAAGAAAACAGUCAGGAAUUCGAUGAUGAGGAUGAGUGGGACGAGGAGGAGGAGGAAGAGGAGGAGGAGGAGGAGGAGGAGGAGGAGGAGGAGGAGGAAGGAGUGGAGGGAGAAGGAGAUGAGAAGCCGCAAAGGGCGUUUCGUAGGGUUCUUGCGGAUAACUCAAGAGCUCCGUUUCAGCACCUGAAACGAAUUGAAUCGGCUUGUAAUGAGGAUGAGGACGAGAGUGAGGAUUCAGGAGAUCUACAUCCAUACGGCGACGAGAUCCGCCACCUUAUCCAGAAUCCCCCUUUGCCCAACCACGUGCUGCCACCUGGCACCACAGCACCACCAGCUCUGAAUGACCCAGGUGGGCCCAUUCCCUCCGUGAGUGACUUCCUGCCAGCUGCUCUGUUCCUCCUGCCAGCUGCUCUGUUCCUCCUGUCAGCUGCUCUGUUCCGCCUGCCAGCUGCUCUGUUCUGCCUGCCAGCUGCUCUGUUCCGCCUGCCAGCUGCUCUGUUCCUCCUGCCAGCUGCUCUGUUCCUCCUGCCAGCUGCUCUGUUCCGCCUGCCAGCUGCUCUGUUCCGCCUGCCAGCUGCUCUGUUCCGCCUGCCAGCUGCUCUGUUCCGCCUGCCAGCUGCUCUGUUCCGCCUGCCAGCUGCUCUGUUCCGCCUGCCAGCUGCUCUGUUCCGCCUGCCAGCUGCUCUGUUCCGCCUGCCAGCUGCUCUGUUCCGCCUGCCUUCGACGCCGUCAUGGCGGACAAAGAAGGUGAAGCCUCGUCUUUUGAGUCGACUCAAAAGUCAGCCCUUUCUGACCAAGAAGGAGAAGCCUCGUCUUUUGAGUCGACUCAAAAGUCAGCCCUUUCUGACCAAGAAGGAGAAGCCUCGUCUUUUGAGUCGACUCAAAAGUCAGCCCUUUCUGACCAAGAAGGUGAAGCCUCGUCUUUUGAGUCGACUCAAAAGUCAGCCCUUUCUGACCAAGAAGGAGAAGCCUCGUCUUUUGAGUCGACUCAAAAGUCAGCCCUUUCUGACCAAGAAGGAGAAGCCUCGUCUUUUGAGUCGACUCAAAAGUCAGCCCUUUCUGACCAAGAAGGUGAAGCCUCGUCUUUUGAGUCGACUCAAAAGUCAGCCCUUUCUGACCAAGAAGGUGAAGCCUCGUCUUUUGAGUCGACUCAAAAGUCAGCCCUUUCUGACCAAGAAGGUGAAGCCUCGUCUUUUGAGUCGACUCAAAAGUCAGCCCUUUCUGACCAAGAAGGUGAAGCCUCGUCUUUUGAGUCGACUCAAAAGUCAGCCCUUUCUGACCAAGAAGGAGAAGCCUCGUCUUUUGAGUCGACUCAAAAGUCAGCCCUUUCUGACCAAGAAGGUGAAGCCUCGUCUUUUGAGUCGACUCAAAAGUCAGCCCUUUCUGACCAAGAAGGUGAAGCCUCGUCUUCGCACCCCCGCCCGCUCGCUGUUGUUCCCGCACCAGAUCUGGGCGCUGAACCCAAAAUUGUCCCUGACAUCACGCAUCUCAACCCCAGACGGCAGGGACUAUAUCAUCGACGCCAUUGCGCUGCAUGACCACAUAGGGGACGCCCUCCGCCCUGUCUUCGCCAACCCGGCCGUCACAAAGCUGUUCCACGGAGCCGACUCGGACGUGCUCUGGCUGCAACGGGACUUCCACAUCUACACUGUGAACCUCUUUGACACAGCACGGGUGAGCAUGAGUAUGCCCGCAUGUGGCCUUAGCCAGGGCCCGCCCAGUCUUUGCCAGCCCGCCCAGUCUUUGCCAGCCCGCCCAGUCUUUGCCAGCCCGCCCAGUCUUUGCCAGCCCGCCCAGUCUUUGCCAGCCCGCCCAGUCUUUGCCAGCCCGGCUGUCACCAAGCUGUUCCACGGAGCCGACUCGGACGUGCUCUGGCUGCAGAGGGACUGUCACAUUUACACUGUCAACCUCUUCGACACUGCCCGGGCAUGCUCGGUUCUCAACAAGCAGUACCGCUCGCUCGUGUUUCUCCUAGACCACUACUGCCACGCCUGCUCGGUUCUCAACAAGCCAUACCGUUCGCUCGCAUUUCUCCUGGACCACUACUGCCACGUCAGCACCGACAAGCGCCUGCAGCUCGCCGACUGGCGCCGCCGCCCGCUGCCGCCCGCGAUGCUACAGUACGCGCGCACGGACUCGCACUACCUGCCGUACAUUGCUGGCCGGCUGCGGUGGGAACUGGUUCAGGCGGACGCAGGGGGAGAGGGGGGAGACGGAGCAUUUGCAAACGGAAAGGGAGAAGCGGCAGCAGGAGGAGGAGGAGCAGCAGCAGCGGCAGCAGCAGGAGCAGGAGCAGGAGCAGGGGGAGGAGGAAGGAGAGGGUCUAGGGCGGGGCACAGCAGCGGAUCCAAGUAUGAGGAGGCAGUGAGAAGGUCCAAUGCGCUGUGCCUGCAGCUGUAUGAAAAGCCGGGGGAGAGGAGCGCUGGUGCUGCUGACAGGGGUGCAGUUGGAGAGGCCGUGAGAGAGAGGAGAGAGAGGGGGGAGGUGAUAGGAGGGAGUGCUGAGGCGGCAGCAGCAGCUGCGGCAGCACUUUUCCGGCAGCUGUUAGGCGUCUGUGGGUAUGUGGGAGGUGCCGCGCUUCCAGGUGGGCCUUCAGGUGAUUCUGCUGGUUCAGGUGCUGCUUCUGCGGCACCUGACGCUGCUGCCACGUCAGCGGGUCAGAAGACGUCGGAUCGGUCCCAGGUGUUACGGGAAGUGAGGGCCGUGCUCGAUGCGGUAACCAGAUGGCGUGACACUGUAGCGCGGGAAGAAGACGAAAGCCUGCGAUUCCUCCUUGCUGACGUGGCAGUGGUCGCCGUGGCGCUCCUACGGCCUGCCACAUGUCAAGAGCUGAUUGGGUGCGUGGGGAAGGCUAUGGCAGCCGCUGCUGCUCUCACGCCGCCCUCUAUGAGAGAAGAGGUCGGCGUUCCUCGGCCUAUUCAAGGAGGCGGGAGUGGAGGGGAGAGUGGAACCGUUGAGUCAACAGAAGGUGCUGCCUUGUCUGCAGCAGUAGCGGAACAACAGGCUACUCCAUCUCAGCCCGCCUCCCCUUCCCCCUCGCCUCCUCUCGUCCGUCGAUCUCCCGAGCUGGUCGCGCUGAUCACCGCCACGUGUCGCGACGUGAGAGGUGGCGACGAGGGGGUGCUUGAUACAACAGGAGCAGCAGAGCGAAACGAGACAGCAGCAGCAGUGAACGGGGGAGCUGAAAGGGCAGUGGCAGCAGCGGCAGCAGUGCAGGCCAGACUAGCAGAGAUCUCGUUCCUCCUCGCCCCGGUGGUCAUUCAGCAGCGGGCGCCAGCAGCUGUGCAGGAGGCGUGCGGUGAUGGGCGGCUGCUGUGCUUCUGUGAUAAGAGGAAGUUAGAGUGGUAUGUGGGACGGGGGUUGGCUGAGUAUGUGACUGUUGACAUGCUGCCGUCGCUGCAGGGGGCUGAGGAGACGGGGUUGGGGGCGAAGGGAGAAGCGGAAGGCCGCCCAGAAGAUGACGAAAACGAGUUCUACAUCCAAUCCAAGUCCAACCGCUGCGUCUCGUGUGGGGAGUCCACCCACUACCUGCGCUACCGCCUCGUUCCCUCCUGCUACCGCCACGCUUUCCCCGAGCAUCUGAAGUCGCACCGGAGCCAUGAUAUCGUGCUGCUGUGCGUUGAUUGCCAUGACGUGGCGCAUCGUGCGGCUGAGAUUUUCAAGCGGGAGGUCGCGCGGAGGUUCGGGGUUCCAUUGCUGCUGUCGCCGCUGGAUCGGAGGUUCGGCGGAGGGUCGGGUGAGGGUGGGGGCGAGGAGGGGGAAGAAGGGGUGGGAGAGGAGGAGAAUGCAGAAGGUAGGGAGGAGGGAGGUGGGGAGAUGGAGGGUGAGGGGAGUGCGAAUGGUGAGCGGAAAGGAGGAAGGGAUGCGCGAGUACAGGCAGCGUUUCUGUUGAACGAUGCUGCCCGGUCAGCAGUGGCAGUUUUACGGCACGGGGCAUCGCUGCCCGAAAGCAGGCUCUGCGAGCUGCUUCUGCCCGUGUGGAAAGUUUUGAAGCGGGCAGCAGGCAGCCCGGUGAAAAUCGAGGAGCUGGAGAUGGUGGUGCAGGCAGGGAAGGGGACCAGAGUGCGGGCAGGAAAAAGAAAAGGUUUGCCCGUUGUGGGCCAAAGGGAGGCUCUACAGAAAGCGUUAGCUGGGCUGGGUGGAGGGGGAGGGGGAGAGGGAGGAGAGAGAGAGGGGGAUGGGAGAAAGGAGGUUGUGCAAGCAGAGGGAGCAGGUGACGGAAAUGAGGUCAAGGGGGCAGAUGCUGGUGCGUGUGAGGGAGUGAGUGAGAAAGUAAGUGAGGGAGGGGGCGACCAAUCCUGCGAGACUCAAGAGGAGGAUACCCUGGGACUAGCAGCACCUGACCUCACCUCACUCAACCUCUCUGCAACCCCCGCCAUCGAGCCAGUCCCUUUAAGGGGCCACUGGGAGCACGGAACAAAGGUUGUAGCGCUGCUGCUGGAGGGGGGUGGGGAGGCGGGGAUAAGGGAGUUCACGCAGCAGUGGAGGGAGGUGUUUGUGGCGGCGCUACAGCCGCGCUUCCUGCCGCCCGGGUGGGAUGUGCAGCACUUGGGAAGACGGCAGUUUGGGGAGUUUUCCGUUUACAAUCCACAGAGGCGGCGGUAUGUGAAGGGUGAUGAGGCAGGAGGGGAGGGUGGGGAGGGAGAAGGAAGGGGAGGAGGGGAGGGAGGGGAGGGAGAAGGGGAGGAAGUUUAA
Molecule: messenger RNA, 7857 nt
Organism: Closterium sp. NIES-65
Lineage: Eukaryota; Viridiplantae; Streptophyta; Zygnematophyceae; Desmidiales; Closteriaceae
Source: the annotation of a GenBank genome assembly